UUUGCUGCAACUCGGCAGAAGUAUGGCUGGUGCUGGACCAGAAAAAGGCCUUGGGGAUUUCCACCAGGGGAAAGGAGGCACUAAGUGACGUCUUUGUGAGCUCCAGAGAGGAACGGAGGCACACCUGCCUCAUUUAGGAAUCUCAUUUAGGAGGAAGAGGCUAGUAUUCUGGAGAAAAGCUGUUCCUCAUUGGAUCAAGCUAGAGCAGCCCCAGAUUUAUCCUUCAGUGCUUUCUAAUCCGCUGAGCUGAUCAUGACAAAAGCUGCAAACCUUGUUGGAAGGAGACGCAGGUUCAAAUCCUCAUGCGCAUCAAAAAGAGGACUUUGACCGGGUCACUUACCAUCUCUGUCCCUCUAAUCUCACAGGGACAGCAGGCUGAGAGAGAGUCAGGUAUUUAUUUAUGCUCCCUGGUGGGGGGAAAACAGCAUGUCAAUAAAUAAGUUGAUGUCAAUAAAUAAGUCGACGUGGGGCCCAAGAAUGGACAAACCGGGAAGAACAGUGAUCCAAAACUGGAUUCACACCAUUGUUUACGUGAUGCAGCCUCCUGCUUCCAGCUGUCAGGCAACUUCCUUAAAGCAAAAACGCUUUUGCUGAAGCAGCUUGGGAGACCUGCCUUGUAGUGGAAUCCAAAAAGUGAAGAAAUGCACAAGGUGUUGUGAGUGAACCAAAGGUGCCUUGGAACAAAAAUCCCCUGAAAAGGCCAGAGCCAAAGCAUAACACUCUGUCAGUGCAUGGUUCCUCAGCCACUUCCCUUCCAAGAGAUUCAGAGAUGAUUGGGGCCUGUUUGUUGCUCUUGCUUUUCAAAUUGUGCCAGGUCUGCCUAGAAGAGGAACUGAAAAUCCCCAAAGGUUUGGAUGGCCUACAGGAAAGAAACCAUUCUUGGGCCAUAAGCAAAGACUGGAGGCAGCGACUGCCCCAGAGCAUCAUUAUCGGGGUGCGGAAAGGGGGCACGAGAGCUCUGCUGGAGAUGCUAAGCUUGCACCCCCAGGUGGCAGCUGCCCAUUCGGAGGUCCAUUUCUUCAACAUGGAAGAGAAUUACAGCAAAGGAUUGGACUGGUACAGAGCACAGAUGCCAGUUUCAAGCCCUGCUCAAAUCACUGUGGAAAAGACGCCAGCUUAUUUCUCUUCUCUGAAGGCUCCAGAAAGGAUCCAUGCUGUGGACAGCUCCAUGAAGCUCCUUCUGAUUGUCAGGGAUCCCGUGGAAAGGCUCGUGUCGGAUUACACCCAGAUUCUCCACAACCGCAAGGCUCGCCACAAGCCUUUCCAGGCCCUGGAGCAGGUGUUGUGGAAAGGUCGAGAACUCAACACCCAGCACAAGGCCCUGCAACGCAGCCUCUAUGCCCGGCACCUGGUCCAGUGGCUGGAGGUCUUCCCCCGGGCUCAGAUCCACAUUGUUGAUGGAGGCAGCCUCAUCCGGGAGCCACUCUCUGAAAUGCGCCAAGUGGAGCACUUCUUGGGAUUGCAACCCUUCUUAGGGCCAGGCAACUUCUACUUCAACCAGACCAAGGGGUUCUACUGCUUGCAGGCAAGGGGGCUUCAGCACUGCCUGGACCAGUCUAAAGGGCGGCCCCAUCCAACAGUCGACGAGCUGCUCCUGGAGCAACUCUGCACCUACUUCAGCAAACACAACGAGGACUUCUUUGCUAUGGUGGGACAGACAUUCAACUGGUGCUGAGGCUUACUAGAGCAUUCUAAUACUGUAGUGACCAAGGAGAAAAUGCCCAUGAGCUCAGGAAAAGGACUGGCUCUAAUCCUAGAUGGGCCAAAAGUCACCAAGGGAGUUCAAUACUUAAUAAUAAUGUACUUUGGCACCCUCAGUAACAUGCAGGUUACAUAUUGGGAAAUCCCAAAGUAUGAAGGACUUUUCAGUAUAAUCACCAGGCACUUUUCUCUGAUCCACCAUGUCCUAUAGAGCUGUCUAUCCUGAAGGUGCUAUACUGAGGCUAAAGAAGAGUCAGCCAACAACUGCUCAGCAAUUGUACGCUGGGCCCAAAGGAAAGGAUAAAAAGCCAUCUUCCUUUGGUAUAUAACUUUCUACAUCUGAACACUGCGUGAUUCUACUUGUCUUCAGCAGAGGGCAGUGUCUCUUCACAAGAUAAAAGGGCUGUGGGUACUGGUCUUGUGCAUUUAUAUAGAACAGUGGUUCCCAACCUUUUUUGACCAGGGACCACUCUCCAACAUUAGUACCAAAAGGGUUAGAGAUAGGUUUUUGGUCAACUUUUGAUUCAGUUUGGUUAUUUGGGGUGCUGAUUCAGAAAAUUGCAUUGGAUAGACCACAUCAGCGCUAGUUUCUAAUACAGAACAUAUGCCAUCCAGUAGUCGCCAUCAGCUCACCCUUAGAAAACCAUAUUAAAUAAGCCUUGGCACUGUAAGAGGGUUGCAUGAGACCAGUUGCUCUUGUUGCAAGGCAAGGCCACGGAACAUAUUUUGGUUCUUGCGGACCACUGGUGGUCCCUGGACCAUAGAUUGGGAACCCCUGAGAUAGAAUCACUGUUUCUGUUUGUUUCAUUCAUAAGGCCCCAUUUUUGUUUUCGUGCACCUCUCCCGAAAAUAGGCAUCUUUCCAAAUGAGCUUUUUCAUCCCAGAUCCAACAAAACCAAUAUUUUUGUCCCAUUGGCGGCAAUGGACGGGCUUCUCACACUCCCCUUCCCCUCAGCUUUAGGCACUGGUAAGCGUGGGUGCUUUUCUGGGCCUGCAUGCAACACACGCUGUAUGUGUGGUGUGCAGGAGAGUGCGUGUGUGGCUUGUGGGCCCAAAGCACCCGCACGGGCCUGCAACCGAAUUCUGAAAAUUAGGCCACCAAAUGGUUACCAUUCCCACUUUCCUUGCAUUUCACUGAUAUUUUCAUACCGGGGAGUUGCCAUACGAAUGAAACAGUAUGAAAACACGAAUUAAAUGGCUAAAACAUUUACUGGGGUGCUCCAUAAGGAGCUACCUUUGCUGAAUUGAUCAUUGUCACAUAGGAUCCACCCAUUUGGGUGUCUUUCUGGGUACCCUCCCCUAAUAGGAACAAAUAAAGCUGCCUUAUAGAGCCAGACCACUAGUCUACCCAGUUCUUACUGGCAGAGCCUUCCAGGAUCACAGCCAGAAUUUUGGUUAGAAUGGGAAUUUGGUUAGAAUUCCAAUUCUAACCAAAGAUAGUAGUGCUUCUUUAAUUAGAGCGUGUGACUUAUUACUCUAUUGACUUAUUCUAUAAGCUCAGGAUAUCAAGCUCUCAUAACGCACAAAGCCAAGCAGAGACACUAAGACUUUGGUUGCAGCCCGUAGUAUUUCUUCCAUCACCGAAAAUAUGAAAAAGGACAUUAAAAUCUCACA
Messenger RNA from Anolis sagrei ordinatus, 3315 nucleotides. Its product is annotated as heparan sulfate glucosamine 3-O-sulfotransferase 1-like. NCBI's taxonomy places the organism in Eukaryota, Metazoa, Chordata, Lepidosauria, Squamata, Anolidae. Gene Ontology annotation, molecular function: [heparan sulfate]-glucosamine 3-sulfotransferase activity. The record is from RefSeq and is a predicted model, not a curated record.